UUAUAAUGAUUAAUUGGUAAUUUUUUAGGCAACAGUAACUCACUUAUAAAGGAGAUCUGGAAUGGAUCUUUGAGAAACGCAAUAGCAGUGCAUCCAACAAAGAAUAACAAUGUCUCACGUGGAUAAUAACUGUCGCGCAAAACUUAGUGGAUAAAAGAUGAAACAAAAGUUCUUAAAUGGGAGAAGGGUAAUAUAUAGGAGGUCCUCUAAAUAUAAGAAGUUACUAGAAGGAUAUGUGUGUGAACUGUGAAGAAAAGGAAACCAGUUGCAUUUGAAAAAUUUGGAAGCCACUAAUAAAUAGUAACUCAAAAUUUUGACUUUUAUAUAUUAAUUAAUUAAUAUAUUAAAUAAUAAUUUUUACACCUUUUUUACUCACUGCUUUCACCAAAUGCUAUUAUAGCCCAAUGGCAACCCGUUUUUUUUUAUACUGACACAUAGAUAAUGCAUUACGUGAGGAGGUCAGAACAUGUGAAGAAAUAGUUGCUCCAAAUAAUUAGAGUUUGUUGGAAGAAAUUUAAUUAUAAAUUUUAUAAACAUAUCUCUCAAACUUAAGCCAGUCAUAUUGUAUUAGAGUUUUUAUAUAUAAAAAAAAAUUGUAUUAGAGGUUGGGCCAUCUGGUUGAGAAUCUUGACAUGGUUUAGAACUUUCUAUGACCGGUAGCUAAUUUGUUCGAGUUCUACAACCUCGUUCUCGGGCUGUGCAAACUUCAAACUCAUAUAAGUAGCUUGAGUUUAAGGGACAUGUUAGUAUGUAGUAUAAGAUUGAUCAUUAAACCUCUUCCAAUAAUUAUAGUGCGUUUGGAUUGGUGUAUUUCAAAUGUAAAGUAUUUGAAAUACAUGUAUUUAAAAUGCAUGCAUUUGAAAUACUAGCAUGUGAAAUACAUGUAAUUCAAAUUUGUGGUUUGGAUACUUAUUUGUAUGUGUUCUAUUUCAAAUUUUGUGAUUUUUCAUUUUUAUUUUGAAUUUUCUAAGCACUUAUUAUAAUUUUUGGUAAAUUUAAUUUUUUCCUAUAGUUUAGUACCUAAACUUAUAACAUUUUACAAAGAAGUCCAGAAAUUUUGAUGGUGAAAUUAUGGCUUGGUACCUUUAUAUGUUUUUCCUCACACAAGAGUACCUAAACUUUUUAAAUUUUAACAAAUAGGUCCAAUCUUUUGGUAGGAGGAGGUAUUUUCAAAUCACUAGUUGUUGAAAUGUAUUUGAAGUUGACAAGUAAUACACAAGACAUGUAAUUGGAAAAUACCCCAUGAAUUUGACACACAUCCAAAUACCAAACGUAAUGAAUAUCCCAACAAAUUAUUUGGCAAUAGGAAAUCUAAAUCACAAAUACCAAAUCCAAAUCAUUCUAUCCAAACACACCUUUAGUGUUAGUUGGAAUUUAACAUGAUAUUAAAACCUUAUAUAAUCGAUAGGUGUUACGUUAGAAUCUCCUAAGUACAUAGUGAUUUUCAAUGAGAGAGACAACUUGGGGAUGGAAUCUGCUGAAAGCCGGAUGCGGCAUCGAUGAUUCCGCUUUACGUACGUUGAGAUAGAUGAGACCAAUUAGCUAGCUAGGCCGAUCCAUUCCAUUCCUAAGAUAUAUAAUAUUAUUCAAGCAACAAAAUUCAUCCUCUCACAUCAAUAUAAAGCUAGCCCGUUGCACCAAAAAAAAUAAAAAUAUAUAAAGCUAGCCCGCUUCCACUCAGAAUACAUAUUAAGUUGCUAACACGAGAGAGAAAAAGAGAGAGAGAGAGAUAGAGAUGGGCGUACAGGUUGGUCGCUUGGAUGCUCGAAUGGCCACAGUGAUGAUGUCGUCGCUAAUUCUGACAAUGAUCAACGUAGGCUUCCACGGCGGUGUAAUCAUCAUCACCGCCGCCCUGGAUCCAAUGUGCGGUGCCUCCAACGAAUGGUUUUGCAGUCCGACCGACUUCGAUAUGUCAAAUGCUCAGGAAAUAGUAUUAUCGAAGCUGGUCAGAUCCGCAGCAACGUGCGAGCCGGCCUUCACCAUGCGUCAUCAGCCUCGUCAACCAACAAUACUAGUCGCCUACAUGCAUUCUUCUUGUGCUGAUGCCAGUGAUCCCAACUGCGGUGAUUGCUUGUACAGAGCGACUCAAAUAAUGCGCGAGUAUUGCCCGGGCAAAGAUGGAGCUCAGUACGGGACGGAAGAGUGUUGUGCUCGCUACGAGAAGGACAAGUUUUGUUGAGCUUAAUUAACUAAUUAAGAAAUGCUGUUGUGUAUGUUGUCCGAAUAAAGUUACCCGCCGUCAUGGUUUUGUAGGCUUCUCAUAGAUAUAUGUAACGGGAGCACUUCUCCUAUGCUAUAUAGUAUUGGUAGUUUAAUGUAUAACUUUAGAUUGUAUCAUAACAAUAAAUGUAUAAAUUUAAG
Messenger RNA from Linum trigynum, 2361 nucleotides. NCBI's taxonomy places the organism in Eukaryota, Viridiplantae, Streptophyta, Magnoliopsida, Malpighiales, Linaceae. The record is from the annotation of a GenBank genome assembly.